Molecule: messenger RNA, 2289 nt
Organism: Poecilia reticulata (guppy)
Lineage: Eukaryota; Metazoa; Chordata; Actinopteri; Cyprinodontiformes; Poeciliidae
Product: toll-like receptor 2 type-2
Biological process (GO): toll-like receptor signaling pathway; immune response; inflammatory response
Cellular component (GO): signaling receptor complex; plasma membrane
Molecular function (GO): protein binding; triacyl lipopeptide binding; transmembrane signaling receptor activity
Source: RefSeq, a predicted model, not a curated record
AUGAGACGUUUGACUUCGGGCUCCCUGGCCCUGCUCCUCCUGUUGGUACCUCUGAUCUGGGGUCAGGAGGUCAACGGGAAUGAUGGGAGGCCGACCUGCAGGCGCUGCAACCUCCAUCACUGCUGUAACUGCUCCCACAGCGGAUUCACCCGCGUUCCCGUGGUAACACACCAAGCACUGAGGCUGGACCUUUCCUUCAACAACAUCACCAACAUGACCAAAGAUGACCUGAUGGGUCACUCACGGCUGAGGGCUCUGGAUCUCCAUGCUAACGGGUUAGCUGAUAUCCAUCCGUCAGCGUUCGACUCUCUGUGGAGCCUGGAGGAACUGGAUCUUUCUGACAACCAGCUGACGGUUCUCAACCCCAAGUGGCUCAAAAAUCUGGCGAUUCUGGAGCAUCUCAACCUGCUCAACAACCCGUACAGCCGUCUUGGUUCCCCUUCGAUGUUUUUUGGACUCGUCAGACUGAGGAGGCUGAUGUUUGGAGGUCCAGCCUUGAAGGAACUACGGAGAACAGAUGUGUUUGGAGUCACGGAGCUGGAGGACCUCACUGUCCACGCGAACAACCUGGCCAGUUAUGACUCUGGCACAUUAGGAGACAUUUGGCCUCUAGGUUGUGUUACCUUAAGCCUCCAUGGUCCGUUUCUAACCAACGUGGCCUUGGCUGCAGCUGUGCUCGCGGACGUAUCGUACCCUGAGACUCCAAUCGUUCUAAAGGACCUCCAUCUGAUUGGGAAUCAGUCUGUCCUGCCCUUCAGAGAGUCAGCCAAAAAGAGGAUCAGAUCUCUUUCUUUCCGUAACUUUUCUGUGUCUGAUGCGACGCUUGUCGACUUCCUGAUGGUGCUGAAUGGAGACCCGCUCUCCUAUCUUCACGUGGAAGACGUCACGUUGAAAGGCGAAGGGAGGUGGGAAAAAGCCAAUAAAACCGAUUACAAAAGCAUCGACCAGUUCUUUCUUCGAAAUGCUGUGGUGGUCGACGUCUACAAGUUCGUUUCAUUCCUACAGCUGGGUUUUCUUCUGUAUUACCCAAGGAAGGUGUCCAUCAUAAACUGUGGGGUGUUUGUGAUGCCCUGUGAAACAUCCAAGCUGCUGGUAAACCUGCAGUACCUAGAUUUGUCUGACAAUCUACUGACCGACCUGACCAUAGCAGAAUCGCUUUGUCAUGGAGCGCCAACGCUGAAAGAACUCAGAGUUUUAAACAUCAGUGGAAACCCUCUGAAGUCUUUGUCAAUGAUUAGCCAUCUGGUGACCAACCUCCUGAAGCUGACCCACUUGGACAUCAGCAGAACUCUCUACAGCUCAAUGCCCUCGAGUUGCUCGUGGCCCUCUACUCUGAAAUACCUCAACAUCUCCAGAGCUAAGCUAAAAGCCACCACCACUUCCUGUCUACCAAGAUCACUAGAGGUGCUGGAUCUGAGCUACAACGAUCUCAAAGGUUUCUCCCUGGACUUGCCUUUACUGAGGGAACUCUACCUCUCUGGGAACAAGUUCCUAGGAUUACCCGCUGGACAACACUUUCCGAAUCUACAAACUCUUACAAUGCAGUUUAACACCCUGAAUAUGUUCGGCCUCCCAGAUCUUAAGUCAUUUGGUCGGCUCGAGAACCUCCAGGCUGGUUACAACAAGUUCAUCUGCACCUGCGAUUUCGUUAACUUUCUCCAGUCACAGCUAAAGCAAAACGGAAAUGUCAAGUUAACAGACAGAAAGGACGGCUAUGUCUGCGACUCCCCUCUCCACCUGCAUGGGAAGUUAGUGAGUCAGGUCCGACUCUCGGUGGAAGUUUGCCACCGGGUUUUGUUUGUCUCUGUGAGCUGCGGCGUGGCGCUGUUGGUUGGGUUACUGCUUUGUGUUCUGCUGUGGCGGCUCCAUGUCUUCUGGUACCUGAAGAUGACUUGGGCGUGGCUCAAGGCAAAGCGAAGUUCCCAAAAACAAAGAAGAGCUACUGCAGACUCAGAAGCGCUGCUGUCCUUUGAUGCUUUUGUUUCCUACAGUGAGAGGGACGCUGGCUGGGUGGAGAGCUUCCUGAUACCUGAGCUGGAGGAGCCAAGUGAGGACGGUUCCAGUAGUACCAGCUCCUCUCGGCCAUUGUCCUUGUGCCUCCACAAGCGAGACUUCCUUCCUGGACAUCCGAUCAUGGACAACAUCAUGAACGCCAUCGAACACAGUCGUCGAACUAUCUUCGUCCUCUCCGAGAACUUCGUCCAGUCCGACUGGUGCCGCUAUGAACUGGACUUUUCCCACUUCUGGCUGUUUGAGGCCGGCGGAGACGCUGCCAUUUUGAUUCUGCUG